Molecule: messenger RNA, 1325 nt
Organism: Vollenhovia emeryi
Lineage: Eukaryota; Metazoa; Arthropoda; Insecta; Hymenoptera; Formicidae
Gene: MED21
Product: mediator of RNA polymerase II transcription subunit 21
Exons: 3
Coding region: 352-888 (178 amino acids)
Biological process (GO): regulation of transcription by RNA polymerase II
Cellular component (GO): mediator complex
Molecular function (GO): transcription coregulator activity
Source: RefSeq, a predicted model, not a curated record
AAAUGUGGAUUUGGCUUUACAAGAUGGUGCUAAAAAUGUGGAGGUGUAUAUAGGUUAUGGCUUUCUGACUUUCUGUGGUUUCCAGGGAUUGUUGUUUUAGAGGAGCUUCUCUCUCAACAAAACAGAUAUACGCAAUGUUUCAAGUUGCAUUGUGGUCAAAGAGCACGGAAAAUAAAGUGAGAUUUCGAUGAAUUACGUCGAACUUUUGUUUGGGGAAACGUUGAAAUUUUUAGAACGACAGUGACAGGUGGCGAACUUACUCCGAACAAUUUGUCGAGUGUUAUGAAUACUACGAGAGGCUGUUCAAACUAAUUGCGAGCAAUCCGUAUAAAUUGGUAUUGAUUCGACAUUAUGGCAGAUCGUUUGACACAGUUGCAGGACACCAUAAACCAACAAGCGGAGCACUUCUGCAACAGCGUCGGUAUUCUCCAGCAGUAUUCUACGCCCAGUAAAUUUCCCGGUUUCGAUCGCAUCGGCACCCCGCAGCCGCAUCAAUCUCAAGAAGAUUACGCUGCGUUAUUUGCGAAUCUCAUUGCGAGGUGUGCCAAAGAUAUAGAUACGUUAAUAGAGAGCUUGCCGAGCGAAGAGUCGUCGCAAGAGCUGCAGGUGGCCAGUCUCAGCAGACUCGAGCAGGAGAAUCAGCAGGCUGGUGAGCAACUGGAGGAGGUAGUGAGACAGGGCGAGGCGCUUCUCCAGCGAAUCCAGGCGGCUCUACAGGACAUCGCACAAAGUCAGUUAGAUAUGCAAAAUCCUACGUCGACAACUGUGAUCAACAUGAAUCUUAGCAGUUCUAAUAUAAAACAAGAGAGCCUCAGUUCUAUAAACUCUGUGCCUUCAAAUAACACACAUCAGCUCUCAAAUCCCUCACCUAAUUCGAUAAAUCAAUGACACAUUUACGAUUUAUUGUAAUAGGAACUUAUUGUAAAGCAUUCUUACAGUCAGUAAAAUCAAAUCGGUAUAUCUCAAUUUCAUGUUUAAAAGGACUACAAUUAUUACUACAAUUUCUAAUUGUAUGACAAAUUUUAUUAUACAAAAAUAUCGCUCGAGAUGACAAUAAAUGGAGCAUUAGUUUGUCACAAUACUUUAAUAAAAUUACUUGUAAUUCUAACAAAGGUUUAAAUUCGAUAAUAUAUUAAAAUUAAAGUUUACAACAAUCAUGGAAGAAAAAAUAGCUUUGUUACUGUAAAGACUAGAAAAUAUCAUUUUAAUCAAUUUGUAUUUAUUUAGAACUACUUCUAGUAUUUUACAAUGUAUGUUACUUAUGUAUAAUUAUAAUGUAUAAGCGAAAGGAAGAAAAUAAAUAAUAGGAAUUUUUGAAACAGCAA